Messenger RNA from Drosophila suzukii, 1817 nucleotides. Its product is annotated as prostasin. Lineage: Eukaryota; Metazoa; Arthropoda; Insecta; Diptera; Drosophilidae. Gene Ontology annotation, molecular function: serine-type endopeptidase activity. Gene Ontology annotation, biological process: proteolysis. The record is from RefSeq and is a predicted model, not a curated record.
UUUCAGUUUGAUUUUGCCUAGCGUGAGAUGAAGUCUGAAGUCUGUUGGGUUCUUUUGUUUACUUUUUUCCUUAGCCAAAAGGCUUCUUCCCAUUUUUUGGAGCAACCCUGUGGAACUUCAAUUCGACCCAGAAUUAACGGUGGCACAAACGCGAACGAAAAUGAUGCCAGCUGGAUGGCAGCCAUAACAAAUGCCACGCAUUUUUUGUGUGGCGGAACGUUGAUUCAUAGAAGCUGGAUUUUGACUGCAGCACAUUGCUUGGAUAACAGAUACAAGCUAUUCGUAAAUUUGGGGGCAUACAAAAAGCACUCCCCCCUCGUCAGACACCAAGUCAGUCAAUACAUUAUUCACCCUGGAUUCAAUGGUAUUGUGAAUGACAUAGGCCUGCUUAAACUGUCAAACAGAGUCGAGUACAAUGCCCAUAUUCGACCAAUUUGUAUUUUUUUGGAUACGCGCAUUAAGUAUCAAGUAGAGAAAACAAAAACGUUUAAUGUCUUUGGCUGGGGCCAUAAGAACGGCAUUGAAAGCGAAAUACUUCAAACCACCAUUCUGUACCAGAAAAACCGCCAAGAGUGCAACAACGAAUUUAAAGUAUAUCAUAGUUCGAGUCAAAUUUGCGCAGGAAGCCCAUAUGGCGACACCUGUCUGGGCGAUUCUGGAGGUCCAUUGACAACUAGUAUAACCAUCGACCAAAAGACUGGUCUUGAAACACAGUUCGGGAUCGUAAGCUACGGAAAACAAACAUGCGAUGGAUUGGGAGUGUAUACCGAUGUGACAAGCUUUGUCGAUUGGAUUCAGACAACCAUUUCAAAAUAUGAUACCCCAUACGCCCAAAUAAUCCCCCAAAAACCCACAGGCUUUUAUCCAGGGUUUCAACCGAUGGGCUCUCCGACCGUUUAUCCGUUGCGUCCUCCGACGGCUUAUCCGGAGGCUUAUCCGUGGGUGGGCUAUCCGGGGGCUUAUUCAUCAGGUGGUCAUCAGGUGGGUUAUCCGGUGGGUCCUCCGGUGGUUCAUCAAAUGCGGCCGAUUUUUCCAGGAGUCCCAACGGUUCAUGUGUUUCCUCCGAAGGUUCAGGGGAUUCCUCCGACAGUUCAUCCAGCGGUUUAUCCGAAACCGGCUCUACCAAAUUUUGCGUUACCGGUAUUGGAUAGUGGCUGCAGUGAAGAUCACAUGCCAUCGAUCUUGCGGCCUACCAUUUAUGGACCUGGUUUUGAGAGCGUGGGCGUGCUUAUUACAGAGCGAUUCGUCGUCACCAUUGCCACGGAUUUGCCAGAAAAUGCCGCCUGUUUAGAUGUGUCGGUAAUGAUGGAAAAAGACUUUGCGGUAUUCAGAGUUGACUCGGUUUUAAAGCACCCAAAAAAUACGGAUGAUUUCAAGAAUGAUAUAGCACUACUAAAACUGAUUGGAGCGGUGCAUAUCAAAGAUGGCAUCAGACCGAUUUGUCUAGCAAAAAUAGAGCUCCCUCACAGAUUCGAAGGAUUACCAUUUCUUUUUGACCAAGCGACAAGUAAUAGAUAUAGCGUUAAGCCCUUGACCACCCGAAUGUGUUCAGAUUAUAUCGGAUCUGUCAUCGAUGAAACUCAACUUUGUGUGGAAGUUCCUCCCGAGAUAGGUCAGUCCUACCAGAAGCGUGGAGACAUUCUGGUAGUACCCAUGAAUACAUAUGAUAGAGAACGUUACUAUUUGUUGGGAAUUGUCAGCUAUUCAUCUGAAGGCAUUCUUGUAUUUACAAAUAUUAUGAAAUUUAGGGAUUGGAUCAUUGCUACCAUUGAUAAGGAAUAAAGAGGGCAAAAUGUUGCUCAUUUAGUUUAAUGAAA